Anoplopoma fimbria (sablefish) is the source of this 4126-nucleotide messenger RNA. RefSeq names its product 5-hydroxytryptamine receptor 4. Bases 1 to 1308 code for a protein of 435 amino acids. NCBI's taxonomy places the organism in Eukaryota, Metazoa, Chordata, Actinopteri, Perciformes, Anoplopomatidae. Gene Ontology annotation, biological process: chemical synaptic transmission; adenylate cyclase-activating adrenergic receptor signaling pathway; regulation of appetite. The transcript is spliced from 6 exons. The record is from RefSeq and is a predicted model, not a curated record. Gene Ontology annotation, cellular component: plasma membrane. Gene Ontology annotation, molecular function: G protein-coupled serotonin receptor activity.
AUGGCCACAACAUCACCUCAACAUUUGUUGGAUGACAUAAUAAACGGAGGACAAGAACAAAAGCAACAGCAGCAGGAAUUUCUGAGCUCGCUAGAGACGAUUGUUCUCACCAUCUUUCUCUCCAUUAUUAUCAUCAUGACGGUGUUUGGCAACCUGCUGGUCAUGGUGGCACUCUGCAAGGAUAGACAUCUGAGAAAGAAGAAGACUAACUACUUCAUUGUGUCGCUGGCGUUUGCCGACCUGCUGGUUGCGUUGUUGGUGAUGCCCUUCGCAGCGAUUGAGCUGACCACUGGUCAGUGGCGGUACGGAGAGAUAUUCUGUCUGGUCCGAACGUCCCUGGACGUCCUGUUGACCACAGCGUCCAUACUGCACCUCUGCUGCAUUGCGCUGGACAGGUAUUAUGCUAUCUGCUGCCAGCCGCUGGUCUACAGACACAAGAUGACCCCAGUCAGAGUGGCAGUGAUGCUCAGUGGCUGCUGGAUCAUCCCCACAUUCAUCUCCUUUCUACCCAUCAUGCAAAGCUGGAACGCCAUCGGCAUCGAGGACAUUAUUGAGGAGAGGCACGCCUUGGCAGGAGGCUCCAACGACACCAGCUGUGUGUUUCUGGUCAACCGGCCGUAUGCCCUGAUCUGCUCCACUGUGGCCUUCUACGUCCCGUUGGCUCUCAUGGUCCUGGCCUACCAGCGGAUCUACGUCACCGCCAUGACCCAUGUGCGGCAGAUCGAAACACUACAGCGGGCCGGCUCUGCUCCCGUCACCGGGACGACUCCAGUUAUCACCGUGAGGUCCUCCACUUCCUCAGAUCCAUCGGAGCACUACCGCCUUAGGACAACAACGAGCUCGUCCUGCUCAGAGCACGCUCCUAUAGCGAACAGCCGCAUGCGCGUUGAGACUAAGGCGGCAAAGACGCUGGCGGUUAUAAUGGGUUGUUUCUGUCUAUGCUGGGCGCCAUUUUUCAUCACCAACGUGGUGGACCCUUUCAUCCAUUACUCAGUGCCCUGGCAGCUGUGGACAGCGUGGCUGUGGCUCGGGUACAUUAACUCAGGGUUGAACCCUUUCCUGUACGCCUUUCUGAACCGGGCAUUUCGGAGGGCGUUUCUGGUGAUUCUCUGCUGUGGGGAUGAGCGGUACGCACGGCAGGGGAGCUACUCCUAUGGACACACCCAGAGGGCGUAUUCGCCCGCAUCGGUCAACGGGACGUCUAUGGCAUUGAGAUUGUCCUUUCUGCCAAAUCGGAGUUACAGCGACAACGGGCGGACGAUACUGGCCAAUGAGCAGGAGUCCCACGACUCUCUUGGACCACUAUGAGGAAGUCUCCACAGAGCUGUGACAUCAUCAGCUGAUGUGUGGGACCUUUGAGUCCGCUCAGAGACCAAGACUUCUUGGCCUGUGUAAUCUCAACAGUCUACUGUGAACUGACCAGAGACUGAAGCUGAGAUUAUCUCACCUGAAUAUUCACUGUAUGAUCCAGAUCCUUUCUUUACAUCUCUGUUGAUCAUGUCCAGGGUGAGAGGCACUAUUGCUGGCCAUCAGAUAAGAGCAGAAGGUCAGAUCUGACUCUUGGUGACUCAAAAUUAGAUUAAAAAAUGAACCAUAUUGGUGCAGAACUAAAGCACUACCUGCAUCCAUGGACUGAAACACUGCCAAUAUUUUUCCAGGCUCUCAUUGUAAAACCCAGAAAACUGUUCUUCUCAGUCGGACAUCUGGAUCACAGGAUGUGAAGAUGAAGUCAAAGGUCAAGCGCCACGGAUUUCAGAAACCACAGCAGACUACAUGCCAAACUCAGGCUAAAACGAUGAGAGAAGCAAGAGGCCUCUUCUGCUUUUAAACCUCUAUUAUGGCAUCCCUGCAUAGUUAUAACAGAGGUGUCUGCCUCAGGUGACUGCAGGUAUUAUAGGAUUAAAGUUCAGCUAAUUGUAGAGCUGUUUGUCUUGUGAUUUACCAGCAUUGACAGCACUCUGAAACGGCUGAAUGUAAUGUCAAAAGUACACGUGUUUUUUGUAUCCUUCAUUUCAUAUAGGUGUAAACAAACCACCAGUCUGGCAGUUUGAAGUGAUGAAAUACAGCAUCAUAUAACACCUUAUCAUUGACCUUUGUGAUGAAACACUUGCCUAAACCUUUCAUGGCACAUAAAAUAUUGUUGCACUUUCCUCUGGCUGAAAGUUUAAAAUGUGUUAAAUGUUGUUCAAGACCCAUCAAUGAUGUAUUGUUGGUUUGGUAGUAGAGCUCCACAUCAAAGCUUAACUGCCAGCUCUUCCUGCAAGGAGAGACAGAGACAUUAGUAGGAAUUCACUCUUUACUUUUUAGUAAAUGAAUAAGACAUGGUUUAAAAGCACUGAAAGUACAUAUACAUAUACAAACAGACAUACUGCCAUACAUUUAUCUCAAAAAGUCUGUCUGGUAAGAAUCAUCAUGCAAUCAGCACUAUUUAUUUAAAUGCAAAUAGAGUGUACUCUGCAUGGAAAAAAAUCCCACCAGAAAUAAAUUAUAUGCAGAAUACACCUUGAAACAGGAAGAAGUAGUUUGCUUUUUUCUGACUAAAUUACAUGUGGCCUGUCAAACAAAUGCAUAAAAACACAGCAAAUGUUUCUUUCCCUUUUUGGGCUCAGUAUGAAACGUGAAACCUGCAACUGAUGGAGGAGCUAAAAACCACCCGGAUACCUGUGAUCCUCAAAUCAAGUAUCUCAUAACUUUCAUUAUUUAUGAUUAAAUAAGUAAUAGUCUAUUAUAUAUUUUAUUAUUUUGAAAUAAGUAGAAACUUUUUUUGUUCUUGAAAACUCAACACAUUUUUCUUUUCCCUUUUACACAUCGUUAUUGUGUAAACAACAACAUAUGUAAAGGAUAAGGCUGAUUAUAAUUCCCUACAAUGUGCCAGUGGGGUUCUACUGACUGGCCCACAAAUAAACAGCAGUUAAACUUUCAAAAGAGGCUGAUUAAUCCUCUAAAAGAGGUAGGCACCGUAGUUUUAGAAAAUGUUAUUCAGACAGGAGUGAGCUGGAAAUUGUCAGGGACUAUUUUCAGCCUCUGAUGUGCUGCUCUAGUGAGUACUUACAGCAGGACAGUGUACAUGGAAUUAUCAUCAUAAUCAAUUGACAAAACUCAAAGUUUUUUGUGGCACAUUAUCAGCAUUUAGGAAACAAUCAUUUUGCAGUCUUUAAAAAGGGUGUUACUAAAUUCAAAUAAAAUAAUAGUAAACUUUAUGUUCCUUGGCACAUUUGUUUUUCUCUCCAGAGUGAACUUGAAAAUGAGAAAUCCGAAAAAAUGUCAGGAAACAAUAUGAAUAUUUUUCUCAUUAGACAUGAUAGAGUAUUCAGGUCAGUGUGAAUAUCACUCAAAUUAAGGAUUAAAGACUUGUCUGCAUCUCUGAGUUGGCUUUUCAAGCAGCAUUAAGGGAUUUUUGACCACUAGAGGUCAAUAUUCAUUCUCCUUUUAGCUGCGAUUUGGUCACUAUUUUCUUAACAUGCCAUUUGUUUGAGCUUGUUUCAGGAAAAAACUAAAAUAAUGAAUAACAAGUUGCUGAAAUAGCUAAAUACAGCUAAAACUGUUAUAAAGCUGCAGUGGGUUUGGUUGCACUAGUCACACACUCACAUAACUCAGAGCAAUGUGGUUCAAAGGUAGUUUCAAUAAUGCGUCUAACCCAGAUUUAACUCUCCUCCCAUGUUUGAUGCUCACUUUACAUAUCUAAACUCUGUUUCUCUCUCUCUGUCUAUCACAACAUGAUCAGGAGAUGGACACACAGAGGUGUGAUGCCAACUCAGCCGCCUACACUCUGUCAUCACAUUUUCAUAUCAAUUUCUUUCCACAUCUCUGCCUCAGAAAACAACGGUUAACUCAUCAUCUUUCCUUUUUUAUUUUCAAUGCACAACCUCAAAGUUCAGCUUCAAAGAUGAUGAGCUGAAUGAAUGUCUUGUUACAAUGUGACAACUUUUACUAGUCCACUGCGCCCUGUAUUUCAUCUUUAUUGUGAGCGAUGGAGAUGAUGAAUAAACAGAGAAUUUGACAAGGAUGUCUAGUAAAGUUAUUCAGCUCUAUCAAAUGUGGCAAGUCUUUUGAGCCAGGCCAAUUUCUCUAGAUCUGGAUCUAAGUGUCAUAUUAAGAGUUGAUAGAGUAUUGUAGUUACAGCUGA